Messenger RNA from Penicillium griseofulvum, 1662 nucleotides. Its product is annotated as Major facilitator superfamily domain, general substrate transporter. The transcript is spliced from 3 exons. The coding region runs from base 1 to 1662 and encodes 553 amino acids. The record is from RefSeq and is a predicted model, not a curated record. Gene Ontology annotation, biological process: transmembrane transport. Lineage: Eukaryota; Fungi; Ascomycota; Eurotiomycetes; Eurotiales; Aspergillaceae. Gene Ontology annotation, molecular function: transmembrane transporter activity.
AUGGGACGUCACUCAAUAGCCGAAGAAAUCUACGAUAAUGAGACUAAAAUCAACUUCGGCGUGCCGGACAGCGUCCAAAGCAUGGACGGUGUGAUGCACAACCCAGCAUUGGGGAGCUCAAUACAACUAUUUGAACGUGAACCCUCACCCGAAGAACAGGAAAGACGAUUCGACGUGCAGGAAUGGUUGGUUUUCAUCUGUAUCGUUAUUCUGGCAAUGAUGGAUUCGUUCAAUGCGACCGUUCUGAUUCCAGCCUUACCUGACCUGGCAAACACAUUUGCGAAGCCACUAGCAAGCACAUUCUGGGUUAACACGGUAUACCUCCUUUUCGGCGCAGGCAGCCAACUAUACUUUACAAUGAUGAGCGAAGUCUUCAGCCAUGGACCCAUAUGGAUCAUCGCCGUAGUCGUCGCAACAAUCGGCACAGGAAUCUGUUGCGGCUCCAUGAGUCUAGUGGAACUGAUAAUCGGCCGCAUGAUCCAGGGUAUCGGCAGCGGGGGCGCAAUGGGCCUGUGUUUUGUGAUAAUGACCGAGACGAUGCCUGAGUCCAUCCACUCACGAUAUUCGUGCUAUAUCCUACUUACACGCAUGUGUGGCGGCAUCCUGGGUCCCAUUAUAGGAGGCUUGUUCAUUGACAAUGCUAACUGGAGGUGUGCGUUUUAUUUCAACUUUAUUUUCUGUGCGCUUGGCUUGUUGGGGAUUCCAUUUGCCGUGGAUCUUCGUGCGUUGACGCAUAUCCCGAUGCGCAAAGUGCGCAUUUUGGAUUGGUCGGGCGCUACUUUGGCCUUUUUGGGUCUUGGGAAUAUCCUGGUUGGUCUUUCUUGGGGUGGGAGCUUGUAUCGUUGGGGGGACUGGCAGACCAUUGUGCCUCUUGCCAUUGGCGCUGUCUUUCUUCUCGUGCUUCUCUUUUGGGAGUCUAAGUGGGCGCUGUAUCCGCAGUUUGGGAGGAGGGUAUUUCGAUCGAGGAUGAUGGCUAUGACACAUCUAGGAUGCCUUUUGCAUGGCUUUGUGGUCUUUGCCCACUUGCAAUUCUUCCCAUUGUACUUCAUUUCCAUUCAUUAUAUGUCCGCCACCUUGUCGGGCCUCACCUUGCUUGCCAUGGUUGGGAUGGCAAUUGUGCCCGCUACGGUGGUUGGUAUCACUCUCGCCAAAGAGUUGAGAUGUACCCAGUGGAUCAUCUCCGGUGGUUGGGUAUUGACUGCCCUUGUGAGUGGUUGCUCCAUCCUCUUGGAUAGCUCCACGCCGACCGUAGCGUGGGUAUUCUUGUUGUUUACAGCAGGCCUUGGACAUGGUCUGUUGCUUGCGAGUUACAAUGUUCGCAUCCAGAAUCUGCCCAGAGACGGGGAUUGCUCCCUGUCGACUCUGCCAACAACAAUGUCAAAUUACAUGCGAGCUUGGGGUAUGGCAGUUGCGGUCCCUGUUGGAGGAGUAGUGUUGUUGAACUUCUUCGGCAAUGGGUUUGCAAAUGUUGACCUGGAUCGAGAUAUGGUAAACACUGCCAACGGAUAUCUCAUUCUGAUGAAGGAUGUGAGCAUGACAAGUCCACAGAGGGAGGCGAUUACAAUUGUUUCGGUCGCAGCAUUUCAAGCAGUAUGGGAUCUCAUCACGGCUGUGGCUAUUCUCGGGGGAAUUUCCUCUGGUUUCCUGUGGCGGGAAAAAUAA